CGGUACAUGCCGGCUGACGCAACGCGCACUUCAACUCCCAGCACCCCCUGCGCGUCAUGCGUGUUACGCAGUGACGUUGGAACGUCCGUUUAUCAGCUCCAGGAUUUAAAAGUGAUGUUGCGUAGUGUUGACCCCUAAAUGAACUGGGACACUCAUUUCAGUUCCAUCCUGUCAGCAGCAGAUGGCAGUGUGGCCAAGAUGCGGGAGCGCCUGACCGCAUCGGCAAAGGCUGCAGAAGUUGUGUUCCCACCAAGUGAUGCAUCGCGUGGCGUCAAUUUGGGGGCCCCGUGUCUGUCACGUGCCCCCCUUGCUCCCGGUCCAGCGGUACAGUGGAGUGACAUUGCUGCUCUUCAUGCCCAGUUUCAGAGUCAGAGCCAGGCCAUCGAGUCCCUUACGCAGGCCCUGCAUUCCAUGGAACGGGAGCGCGACUCCCAGCAGCGCCAGCUGCAGGCUCUGCAAGAGGAGCUACAGAAAUUGCGUGAGUGUGGGGCGGGGAAGGUUUGGCCCCGUCUGGGAGAGGAGCAGUGGAAAAGGGAGGUGGGCAGGGAGCUGAGCAGCUUGAGAGGGCGGAUGGACAUGGCAGCGUCGCUCGGCAGCCAGGAGGAGAGCUUCGGUUCCAGACUGCAGAGGGAGGAGAUGGAACGGCUGCGGAGGGAGGUGGACCAGCUUAAACAACAGCUAAGGAGGCAGGAGCAGGAUCUGUCUGACCAGCAGGCCGAGAGCCGGGAUGCCAGGAGGCAUUACGAGCGCAACUGCAAGACCCUGGAGAGUCUGGCGGACAACUACAGGUCACACACCUUGGACCUCAGCAGGACCAUGUCUGAGUACCAGCAUGCACAUCAGGAUGUUCAGCAGCUCAAGUUAGCUGUGUCGGAGCUGAGGGGUUGGAUCCUGGGGGAAGGCCGUGACCCCCCCGCGUGUACAGCACGCAGAGCAGACCAGAAAUUCCCAGGAAGGCCUCCCAGUGGGUACAGGGAAAGACCGGCGUUAGAUUCGGAGGAGGAGUCUAGCCCUACGCCCAGCCUGGGAGACGUGAGCUCAGACGAGCUGUCCUGGUCCGAGGACCUGGAAACAGCACCCCGCCGGAAACACCCUGGCAGUUUCCCGCUGUCAGAAAGCCAAAGCUCUGAAACAGGAAGUGGCCCAGAGGAACCGCCUGCAAGGAGUGACGAGCUGGAGGAGGAGCUGCUGUCAGAGCUCAGCGUCAGUGAUCUCUGACACGGACCUGCAGGCAAUUCCGCAGUAUUUAGAAGAUUAAUCCAGGAUGCUGUGGGAGUGCAGGUGGCAGGGUGUGUGACCAAGCCCAGGCUACUUCAGGCAGAACUCUUUCCAGUUAAAGCAUCCUGGUGAAAUGAUAGAAGUUAUGGGCUGUGAGGCACAGCAUCCAGACCUUCAUACGACUGAGUGAUUACUCACUCUCCUUAUCUUCAGGAUAUUAUAUAAAUGAAUUAGUUACAAUCACCCAUUUUUUUUUUUAUGUUUCCAUCACAUAAAAAAAUCAAACUGAAAA
Molecule: messenger RNA, 1510 nt
Organism: Brienomyrus brachyistius
Lineage: Eukaryota; Metazoa; Chordata; Actinopteri; Osteoglossiformes; Mormyridae
Exons: 12
Coding region: 139-1218 (359 amino acids)
Source: RefSeq, a predicted model, not a curated record